AUGGGCAGGCCGUCUCUUAACAAUCGUCCCGAUGGCGACGCCCUGUCCCUGCACACGCAACCCGGGGACCGAUUGCUUGACGAUGAUGCGCCCGAGCUCCAAGUUGACGACUUCCCGCCUCUCUACGAGGAUGUCGCCGAGUCGAGCACCAGCAGUGCCCCGCUCCUAGCGAACCCAUCUGGGCCCCCGAGCAUGGUGAAUGCCCCGAAUAUGGCGAAUGAGUGGAAAAGAGAUGACCAGGGCAACGAAUACUACAUCGACGAGCGGCUCAACACGGAUCCCAAGUUCCUCGAGAAACAUGUCGAGUGGUGGGCUCAGACACCGCCUCGGCCCUAUGUGCGCAUCUUUGGCACGCACAAGCAGAACGUGGACAAUGCGGGCAAGAAGGAGAAGCAGACGGUCACCGACUUCGACGUCCAGGUAGAGCUCACGCCCUACCUCUACUCGGACGCCACCAAUCGCGUCUCGUGGCGGGAGCUGCGAACCAUCGAGAACAGCGAGUUUGCGCGCCGCGGCACCGUCCUGCGCAAGAGGGCGCCUGGCUCAAGCCAGAAUAUCGAGGUCGGCCUGGCCGAGAAGCCGACGCUCGCCGAGUGGACGCACCGCUACUGCGCCAGCUCUGCCGGGCUCAAGUGUCUGGCCCUAGAGCGGCGUGUCGUGGGCUUCGACGCCGAAAAGGUCAAGCAGAAGCUGAACAGCAUGGUACGCGCGACCAACUACCGCGGCUGCGUCCAGAUCACCUUCCCCACCAAAGAUGCUCGCGUCGAAGUCUACAACGACUGCAAGACGAACCGGUGGCGGAUGUCCACCUGGGUCUGGUGGCUGUGUACCCUAACUCUGAUGGUCCUCUUCACGUGGCCGUAUCUCUUCUUUCGCACCAAGCGGUUCGAAGUCGUCGUCGUCGAAUGGCCCUUCUCGAAACCCGGCGAGAACGGCCGCAAGAAGUAUGUCAGCAUCAGCGAGGACCAAUGGUACAACAUGUGGGGAAGGGCUAUCAGCCGCGCUGUUUUGGAAAAGAGACAGUGUACGCUCGAUCAGCAAGACCUAAUCGCGUCGCAGGGCGCAGACCCCGUGUAUGGUGAUGGCAUCGUAGACGAGGCCAUGGGCUUCCUCCGCGCCGGAAUCAACGCUAUGAAUGAGGUGAACCGCCACCUUGGAUGGGGCCAUGAUUCAUAG
Molecule: messenger RNA, 1176 nt
Organism: Lasiosphaeria miniovina
Lineage: Eukaryota; Fungi; Ascomycota; Sordariomycetes; Sordariales; Lasiosphaeriaceae
Exons: 1
Coding region: 1-1176 (391 amino acids)
Source: RefSeq, a predicted model, not a curated record